AUGUAUAGUGGUGUCUCUGGAUAUGGAUUCAUAGCUCGGGACAUGACAUUUGAGAACACGACAGGGCCCGAGAAUAAUCAGUCAGUGGCUCUCCGAUCAAAUUCUGAUAGAUCAGUCUUCUACAACUGUAGCUUUAAAGGCUACCAAGACACAUUAUAUGUCUACAGGGGAGCUCAAUUCUACCGUAACUGUGACAUUUAUGGAACUGUAGACUUUAUCUUUGGUUAUGCAGAAGUGGUGUUUCAAAACUGUAACAUUUACAUUUGGAAGCCAUUGAGCUACCAAAAGAACACAAUUACGGCACAUGGAAGAGAAUCGUUGGAAGACAAUACAGGAAUAAUUAUCCACAAUUCUCGUAUUACUGCUGCUACCAAUAUGAUAGGCGUAACAUCGAUUGAAAGCUAUUUGGGGCGGCCGUGGAAAAAGUAUUCAAGAACUGUGGUUAUGAAAUGUACGAUCGAUGAAUUGAUUCAUCCCGCCGGUUGGUUGCCGUGGAAUGGUAGUUUUGCUCUGAACACUCUCUAUGAUGGAGAGUAUUUGAAUACGGGAAGUGGGGCAAAUACCAACGGAAGGGUAAAAUGGCCAGGAUAUCAUGUGAUUCAAAACUCAACAGAGGCAUCAAAGUUCACAGUGGAUAAUUUUUUAAGUGGGAAUUCGUGGAUUCCAGCCACCGGAGUGCCGUUUGAGGGUGGGUUGUGA
Mangifera indica (mango) is the source of this 699-nucleotide messenger RNA. Its product is annotated as probable pectinesterase/pectinesterase inhibitor 6. Lineage: Eukaryota; Viridiplantae; Streptophyta; Magnoliopsida; Sapindales; Anacardiaceae. The record is from RefSeq and is a predicted model, not a curated record. The coding region runs from base 1 to 699 and encodes 232 amino acids. Gene Ontology annotation, molecular function: pectinesterase activity; pectinesterase inhibitor activity. Gene Ontology annotation, biological process: cell wall modification. The transcript is spliced from 2 exons.